AUGGAAAGUGCCAAGGAAUUGCUUUGCGAUAGGGGGUUCGAGUCACGUCAGCCGUCAAAAAUUUUGAGGGAUGAUGUCUCUACAAUGACUUUUUCUAAUGUUAUCACUUAUGAAAAACCUGAAGCUGAAGGAGAUACAGCAAUCACUCGAGAAUAUCAAAUGCAGCUUCGGGUGGAAUGUUGUUUAAACAAAUCAGAAACAGUUGAUGGGUCCUUCAAACCACGCCUUGGUAAGGUUGCCUUCAGCGACAAGAGCACUGGUAACUUCGAUCUAAAUCUGGCAAGGUUCAAGACAGAGAAUAUUCAGGAAGUUGACUCUAGCUCGGUGUCGCUAGGCCAAGAACUCUUCUUUGAAGUCAGUCUUAAAUCGGUAGAAAUCCUUGGUAUGUUCAUAGAGAGCUGUUGGGCUACAGCAACCGUGGACCCAGCGACAAAUCCACACCACUCUCUGAUUUCCUCAAGAUGCCCAGAAGAUCCAACAACGUCCAUCAAUAAUGACCUUGAUUUGGAUCGAGAAAGUUUUUCCUUUCAGGCAUUUGCAUUCACUGGUGACAAUCAAAACACCCAGGUAUACGUUCACUGUUUAGUGAUGGUAUGCGGUGCAGAGGAGGCUCGGUUGAAUCGAGACAUGGGCUGCCCCUCAAACGACGGUGAAGCUGCAUUUUGGAACUCAUCACCGGUUCGCAAACGACGAUCUACGUCAUCCCUUUCCACUCAAACGAUCAGUAGUGGUCCGAUUCGUAUCCGUAACCCUACCAGUGGCAUGGCAACUAAUGAUGUGUCUUUGUACAACCCGUUUGCGAUGCUCAUCCUUGGUAUCAGCGCCGCAGUGGUUGCCAUGCUUAUUCUGAUGGGUGUGGUCAAGCUAGUUGGUACCAACUUCAACUAUCACCGUGUGUCGACCGAGACCAUUUAAGGGAUUUAACUCUUAACAUGCUGGUGAUGCUAAUUGGCUCCAAAAAUACACAUCAGAGCUACAACUCGUCUGGCAUGUUAAGAGUUCAGGUUGUUUAACGCUGUAAUAGUGAUUGCAUGAUCAAUAUCUGUAGUAACGAACAAGGGGAAUUCCUUCAAUUUUUUUAGAUUUAUCAAGAGGAGCUUUAUUUGUUUCCGAGUGAUAAUAAU
Messenger RNA from Lytechinus variegatus (green sea urchin), 1124 nucleotides. RefSeq names its product ZP domain-containing protein-like. Bases 1 to 915 code for a protein of 304 amino acids. The transcript is spliced from 5 exons. Lineage: Eukaryota; Metazoa; Echinodermata; Echinoidea; Temnopleuroida; Toxopneustidae. The record is from RefSeq and is a predicted model, not a curated record.